CACGAGCCAUGCAUUUCUCAUUCCUCCGAGUCGUCGCAGUCGUCGCAGCUUUGACAAGAUCUACGUCUGUCACUGCCGCAAAGUGUGCGAUUAUAGGCCAGGCUUGUGGCACGACCAGCCCGACAGGCCUCAUAUGCUGCGAUGACAUGUUCUGUGGGCCUACUGUGAGUAUGAGUCGUUCGCUUUGCAUCCAAAAUUCAACCCCACGACUCACCUUUGCGCCUUGUACCAAUAGAAGUCCGGAAAUUCUUCCACAUACUGCGAGGAACCUUGAAAGUCCAGAUGAGUUUGGCAAACUGAGCAUACCACAAUAG
Molecule: messenger RNA, 314 nt
Organism: Suillus plorans
Lineage: Eukaryota; Fungi; Basidiomycota; Agaricomycetes; Boletales; Suillaceae
Exons: 1
Coding region: 9-314 (101 amino acids)
Source: RefSeq, a predicted model, not a curated record